ACAAAGCGUACAUAAGAGAAGAACAUCUCUAACGGAGAUGGAUGGAGAGAUGGAGAGAUACAGCAAGACAGAAAAGGAAAGUGACUCUAUAGGUACAGUCUAUAGUUUCACCAGUGGGAGGAUCCUUUGCACAGGAUGCCGGCUAGAUUAUGGGUACAACUGCGCCUAUUUCUGCCGUGAAGCAGUAAUGAGUAAGCAUUACUAUGUUUCGGUCUGAAGGGCGCCGUACCUAGUGAAAUUACUGGGCAAAUGAGACUUAACGAGCACAGUUGUAGUGCCGCUCAGAAUAUUUGGGGUUUUUCAAGAAUCCUGAGCGUCACUGCAUUGUAAUGGGCUUUGCCUAUCAAUUACCAUAAUCUCUCGUCCCUUAUUUUCAUUAAAAAAAACAAGUUACAGUAACCCAUUUUGAUUGACAGCCAGACACGCUUGAAAUUAGCUCCUUAGUAUUUCGAAUACUAUUCUGGCUUUUCAACUUUCACCUGCAACCAAGCUGUCGAAUGGGCUUCCUUGUGCGGUGUUUCCGGACGAUACGACAUGGGCACCUUCAAAAAGAUCGCGUUCACCUUCCCUAAAAGCCGGUAACCCUCCUGUGAUUCCUCUGAUGUUGCAAGAGAAUGUGAGCGGCACUGACCACUGAUAAUCAGGUGGGGUCAUACGCUCGUUUGUCAUCAUCUUCGAUAUAAAAAAGAAAUAGUUACCUACUAUUUAAGGCACACACUGACAAAUUAACAUUGAUCACGCAAUUUUGGACUGUCAGGUUGUCUCUACGCUAGUAUAUUGGUUUCCAUGUUUAGUAACAUAAAACCUUAUUUAAGUAACUUAGAAUCUUACAGAUAUGUGCUUUUGUCUCCUGUCACCUCGUCUUAUCAAUCACUCUUACAAGACGAGCAGGACGCUCAGCUGAUGGUAAUUGAUACGCCCUGCCUAUUACAAUGCACUGCCGCUCAAGAUUAUUGAAAAAUAAGAUGUCAAGUCACAUAAGAUGUCAAGUCUCAUUUGCCCAGUAAAUUCACUAGCUACGGCGUCCUUCAGACGAAACACAGUAAUGUUAACACAUCACUGCUUCACAGCAGAUAUAGGCGCCGUUGUGGUACCCAUAAUCUAGCUGGCUUCCUGUGUAUAGGAGCCUCCCUCUGGUAAAUGGUGACUUCAUAGGUUUGAUAGAAUAUUAGCCGCCCACCACCCACGCAAAAUAGGCAUCCGGUAGACGUCGAGUUGCUGAUAAUAGCCUUAGAAUAUACUAUCGUAAAGACAACCUGACAGCGUCAUAAUGCGUGACCAAUUUUGAUUUGUCAGUGGUAAGGAGCUAAUGCUAGAUGUGGCUGAAUAGAACCUGCAAUCCGUUGCCUUGUCAAACUACUCCUUAUACUAACGAUUGCGAACCCAUUUCCGUUUGGAUGAUGACAAGGCAUGGUACCAGACACCCCGAGGAAAAAGAGAUUCAUCAAAUGAGACAGGUUAUUAGAGUCAAGAAGCAGAUAUUAAACGCGCACAUGGAAGGUAGAGGGGAGUUAUGUGCACAGGAUAUAGAAAAUCUCUACAAGUGGGAAUGGAGAAACGCAUUAGAUCUUACGCCCUCUGAGCUAACACCUGAAGGCUUUGUCCAGCUGCGAAGCCUGGCAAGUAGACUAGAAGAGAGAUACUAUAAAUUACUAAAGAGUCUAGAUGAGUAUCAGAUGAGAGCGUCGCAUGAGGAGAGGACCCAGAUGAGCGCGAGCGCCUUUCUCCAAGGCUUGAGGAAGACCAGACAAUAUUUCAAAAUAUCUACUUCCUUUCCAAACGACUUAACAACCAGACCUUACCGGUAUUGCAGGAAACGCUAUGAAGACAUUCUGAUCGGACCAAAAAUCCCAAAAGAGAUCAACGAGUACAUAAACACGGAGGAUUUUAAACGAGUGCAAUCUUCGGUGCAGAACAGAACGGGUCUUCUGGAGCCUCUGACGCCGAAGCAAAUCCUGUCUCUGUACGACGUGUGUCGUUACUACCGCAGUUACACUGUCCUAUUGCAGGAUCCCUGGUGUGCUAUAUUUACUAAUCAAGAUCUUAAACACUUAGAGUUCGUUGAAGAUAUACGCCAUUACUACAGGAAUGGUCACGGUCAGCCAAUGAAUGCAAAAUUGGGAGGUUCAAGCCUCAAAGAUCUUUACAAUAAGUUCGUGAGAGCAAAGAAGGGAGUGAAAUCCUUCUCCGUAUUCUUCUCCCACGACACUCUUCUCGGCAUGAUGUACGCAGCCCUUGGUCUAUAUAAGGACGACCCAGAAAUAACUGGCAACAAACGAGCGGAAGAUAGAAAAUGGAGAACGUCAUACCUGACUCCAUACGCAGCUAACUUCAUAGCUAUUUUGAACAAAUGCAAGAACCCCACAGGCAGUACCUACAAAGUUCAGUUCUUUGUCAAUGAAAAGGAGUUAGAGGUGUGCGAGGGAGGUCCAUGCAAUUGGAUACAAUUUGUUGAUAAAUUUAAAAACUUUACCCACAGUAAUUUAGAUUUCUGUCAAAACGUCUCAAAUAAACAAUUUUAAUAGUAGUAAACUCAGAUCCUCGUCUAGACAUAAGUUCUGAAAUAGCCUUAACACAUGAUCGUGUUUGAUACGGCCGAAACAUCAGACGCGGUCUAGUUGAGUCGCAUUGUCCAUCGCUAAAAUUCCAAUCGCCAAUCCAUCUGGACCGUACCGAGUACGACCCUGGACCAUUUGGUGCGAGAAGCCCACCGGACUGUCUGAUGGUGCGCUGUACCAAAUCCGAUUAUGGCAUCAUCAUAGAUAACCUGAUUCCUGCCGCCAAAUUCCACCUUCGCACGACACGCCACAAGUUAGGAUAUCAUCCCCACCAUCUGGAUGUGUGGCGGUCCGGUACAGUACGGUUUUCAAGGAGCUUUCUUCCUCGUACUACAACGCUGUGGAAUGAGCUUCCUUGUGCGGUGUUUCCGGGACGAUACGACAUGGGUACCUUCAAAAAAAGCGCGUACACCUUCCUUAAAGGCCGGCAACGCUCUUGUGAUUCCUCUGGUGUUGCAAGAGAAUGUGGGCGGCGGUGAUCACUUAACGCCAGGUGACCCGUACGCUCGUUUGUCCUCCUAUUCCAUAAAAAAAAGAAGAUAAUUAAAGAAAUUGAAUCAAUGGACCCUCCACCAAACACGUAGCGCACUGAUUCGAUCCGAACCGAUCGCCGACUCAAACUCUCAAAGCAAAGCGUUCUCAGAGGUUGUUACCAGCCUAGCGAAACUCUCUAAGAAAAAAGCACUUGUAUAAAACGUGCAGUCAUUGAUAGAUUGACAGAUGACGGCUAUAAUCUUGUAAAAAACUGAGACAGCCGAAAUCCACUACGUUCUAAGCAACUGUUCGCUUUCAAACUUAACCGUAUUAUACUUUGUCACCUAUAAUCGUCAUAUAAUCGUCGUAAAAUCUCACUGCACGUUUCAUCCUAAACUAAAUUAAAAUUUUUAGUAAGGUGGUACUGCCUCUUAUUACGUAGUAUUUACCUACAAUUUGGUAGUUACGCUAGGGGCUGGGUGUGAUAACAGUGUAAACGACAGUGUCAAUAUACAUCUGACGUUAGUGACAGCUGAUGCUUCGUUCACUCUUAUCAAACGCGCCGUCAUACACAAUAAUUUCUAUGUUUGUUAGUUUCAUGUUAAAAACAUUCAUAUUAAAUAUUUAUUUUUUUACAAAACUACAUUUACUCUUUGAAGUUAUACUUCUUUUGGCGCGAUGGAGAAAAAUGAUGAGAGUGAAUUUUUACGAUGCGCGCGCACACCGACACCUUAAUUUUACAUCGUGAAGUUAGUUCUAGGUGGCAUGAAAAUCGAUAACUAUGUUCUAGUUGUAUAUUCUAGUAUUUUUAUAUUUAGAACAGGUGUUUCGUAACAGUAUAGUUAAACAGUGUGAAUAAAUUAAUAUUAUUUUGGUGUUUUUAUUAAAUCAAUUUCAUAUACGUCGGUGAUAGUAUUUACUUAUAAUUUGUGAUAAAACUGUUUU
Messenger RNA from Leptidea sinapis, 3977 nucleotides. Its product is annotated as multiple inositol polyphosphate phosphatase 1-like. The transcript is spliced from 7 exons. Gene Ontology annotation, molecular function: acid phosphatase activity; inositol phosphate phosphatase activity. Bases 1317 to 2522 code for a protein of 401 amino acids. The record is from RefSeq and is a predicted model, not a curated record. Lineage: Eukaryota; Metazoa; Arthropoda; Insecta; Lepidoptera; Pieridae.